Messenger RNA from Trematosphaeria pertusa, 2088 nucleotides. RefSeq names its product MFS general substrate transporter. The transcript is spliced from 13 exons. The coding region runs from base 387 to 1970 and encodes 527 amino acids. Gene Ontology annotation, biological process: transmembrane transport. NCBI's taxonomy places the organism in Eukaryota, Fungi, Ascomycota, Dothideomycetes, Pleosporales, Trematosphaeriaceae. Gene Ontology annotation, molecular function: transmembrane transporter activity. The record is from RefSeq and is a predicted model, not a curated record.
AGCUCGCGGAUUGUGUUCGGCAAAACGACGUUUACGAGAUUUAUUCGUCAUCCUGCGCCUAAAUUCUUAUCAGAUCAGACCGGAUGCGGCCCUUUCGAGCCCGCCAUGUGGAUCCAUCCGGUCGAUGGCCCUCGAAGGUUUCCUUGUGCAGGGGGCCUCCGGCGAGCAUGCGUAUCGCAUUAGGCCUUGAACUCGAGUACCCUACGCGGCAGAGGAAUGACUCUUAGUGCUUUAUCGCCGACUGUCGGCCGACCUCACGGCUUUUACCCUCUAUAAGUAUGAGGCGCUCUUCCUUUGCACACCCUUCUGUAUACCAAUGAAGACACCUGCUCUAUUCUGCUUGGAGUAUCAGGCUCAAUCAUCGUUUUUCUUUUACUUUGCCUCUCAUGGAUAUCGCCGACAUGAAAACACAUCCGUCUUUGGAUGUGGCUUCUCACGCUGCUUCGCAACGGGACCUCGUGUGGGAAAGAUACCUGCAGUUAUUAGCUGAGGAGACUUCUAUGCCCGACAAGAUAUUUAACAGUGGUUAUACUAUCCGCGACCUCGAUCCAAACUUAGUCGUUCUUGACGAAGAUGCUCAUGAGCACCCUCGUACUUGGCCGGUUCGAGAGAAAGCCCGUGCAACCGCCAUGAUUGGUGGCUUUUGCUUCCUAUCACCGUUCGCAAGCACCAUAUUCGCGCCGUCUGUUCUCCAGGUCAUGCAUGAUCUACACAUCACUGAUAGUACGGUCGGCGCCCUACAAGUCUCUAUCUUCAUGUUCGCAUACGCUAUCGCCCCUCUCUUCCUCGCUCCCCUAAGCGAGAGAUAUGGCAGGACUGUAGUCAUUCAUGGGGGCAACCUCAUCUUUGUGGCAUUCUGCAUAGGAGGGGGAUACUCCCAGACGACUGCCCAAUUUUCUGUAUGCCGUUUCCUGGCAGGGAUUGGUGGUUCAGCAGCCGUCGCGGUCGUCGGAGGCGUAGUCGCGGAUAUCUGGGACUUGAAGUCUCGGGCGAAAGCAUCUGGCAUUGUGAUGAUUGGGCCUGUUCUAGGGCCCAUCAUUGGCCCCGUCUGUGGCGGAUGGAUGUCCGAAGAAGCAUCAUGGAGAUGGACUUUGUGGGUUCCUGCGAUCGCAUGCGGCGUUUUAUCACUUCUCGGUUUAUUCCUCAUGCCGGAAUCGUACGCACCGCGUGUCCUCCAAAGAAAGCUCAGCAAGGCCCAGAAAUCUCGAGCAAACGAUCAUCUAUACACUGUUCUUGAUCUACAGCAGCAGCAGCACGCUUCAUUCGGUGCGUUACUAAGUGAGGUUGCUAGACCACUUGUUUACCUUGUGCUCGACCCAGCACUGCUUCUUGGGUCCCUUUUCUAUUCCAUUGUGUUCGGCGUCAUCUACCUUCUUCUCGUUACGUUCGCAAACGUUUUCGGCCGAGGCUACGGUCAUUCUGUUGGUAUCGUGGGCACGGAUCUCCUCGCCCUUGGUGUCGGAAUGAUUAUUGGUACCGUUGCCACCAUCAAGGUUAUGGAUGCGGUCUUCAAGCGGGAUACGUCUACGGGGCAGCUUAAAUACAAGCCCGAAUCUCGUUUAAUCAGUUGCAUUGCUGGAGGGCUCCUAUGUGUUGGUGGCCUUUUCAUGUAUGGGUUUUCGGCAUUAAAGACACACUUCAUUGUGCCACUAGUAGGCUGCGCGAUCUUUGCGAUCGGUGGCAUCAACAUCAUGCUUGCGAUUCAGCUCUACGCCGUUGACGGUUUCAAGUAUCCCGCUUCCGCAUUUGCCACCAUCUCGGUGCUUCGCUGUCUCUUUGCCGGUGCUUUCCCCCUCUUCGGGCCCAAGCUCUUUGACAGGCUCGGCGUUGAUUGGGGUGUUGCUCUGCUUGCCUUCCUUGUAUUGGGCAUUGGUAUGCCGUUGAUUGCUCUUCUGUACAUUUUUGGACCGAAACUACGUAAGGUUGGUGUUGACCGCAUGGACAGGUUUGUGGGAGAUGAAAGAAAGUAGUCCCCUCGAUGAAGACGGAAGGCUGCAUGUCGUGCACUGUAAAGUAGCAAAUCCCAGCUCUCAUACUUAGUAUAAGAGCUCCCUCCGAGACUGCUUACGGAAUCACUAGUGACGGGCG